This is a messenger RNA of Letharia lupina, 2058 nucleotides long. RefSeq lists its product as uncharacterized. The record is from RefSeq and is a predicted model, not a curated record. The transcript is spliced from 2 exons. Bases 1 to 2058 code for a protein of 685 amino acids. Gene Ontology annotation, biological process: small GTPase-mediated signal transduction. Gene Ontology annotation, cellular component: cytoplasm. Lineage: Eukaryota; Fungi; Ascomycota; Lecanoromycetes; Lecanorales; Parmeliaceae. Gene Ontology annotation, molecular function: GTPase activator activity.
AUGCGCUCUCAAAUCGUCAACCGGCUCCGCAGCAACUCUACUCCUUUGAACUCAGUACCCCCUGCAUCUACAUCGAAUGACUACUCGACUGAUCUCGCCAAUCUCGCAGCUCGCAUCAUCUACCGUUCCCCUCUACCUUCACAGAACGAUCUUCCUGUCUUCAUACUGAAUGGCGGCGCUUUCCCAGAUGCCAAAACAACUGACUACGAUGUCCUGCUACCCUACGUGCUAUCUAGACUACCGGACGAUGAAGAGCUGAUUGGUGGGCAUGGCUACGAAGUGGUCUUCUUUGCAGGAAUUGGGGGCAAUGCAACCAAGCAAACCAAGAAGGCAAAACCUAGUUGGCAAUGGUUUAUGCAGGCAUAUCAUAUGUUGACGAGGGCGAAAAGGAAGAGGUUGCAAAAGCUCUACAUUGUGCAUGACAAGAAUUUCAUCAGGCUGUUGAUCGAAUUCUUCGCUUCGGUCGUCUCCCCAAAGUUCAGGAAGAAAGUCAUCAGUGUCUCCACAUUGAGCGGGCUGGCUCUGCAGAUUCCAAUCGAGGACUUGUUGAUUCCUCCAUCUGCCUAUUUGACCGACCGUCGGAAGUCUUCUGACAUUUACGCGCCAUACGCAAGUGGGCGGAGAGCUUUUGGCGUCCAGAAUUUUCUUCCCGCCUCCGCGGAUGGGUCAGUCAGACUGCCAAGGGUACUACGAGAAACCACAAGCUUUGUCAUCAUGGACGAUAACAUCAAGGCCGAGGGUAUCUUCCGUGUCAGUGCUCGGGCUCAGACUGUAGAGAUUUUGAAGGAAGCCUACGAUCGAGGUCAAAAGUUCAUCGUAUGGAAACAAGUUGACACGGUCUUAGCGUCUAGCUACUACAGAGAAGGCUUUGGACAUGUCUGGGUAGAGGAGCUAGACCAGGCCGAAGGCUAUGAACUUCAUAUUGCGGCAGUCUUGAUCAAGCUUUGGUACAAGGAGCUGAGGGAGCCGAUCUUCCCGCCGUCUAGCUAUCAAGCGUUGGAAAAGUACUACGGAAGCCCCGAAGUCUCUCUAGAGGUCCAGCAGUUGUUGGCAAUGCUCUCUGAGGAUGAUGAGUGGUCGCCGAUCAGCAGCAAGAAGUCAAGGCAGAUCUUGAAGGUGCACCUUCUCCCUCUGCUCUCCAGAGUUGCGGCCUUCCAAGACCAGAACCAGAUGACUCCGGAAAAUCUGGCUGUUUGCUUCGCCCCAAGCCUGCUAUGUGGUCCGGAUCCGAUCGAGGAUCUUAAGAUAUCAACUAUCGUCCGCCGGAUCCUCGUGGCCAUGAUUGUUCACUGGGAAGGUGACCUUGCGCCUUUAUUUGGCACCAGCUUCGAUAUGUUCGAGGACUCACUACGCAUGCCAGAGGCUGCCGAAGAUAGGGAAGAUCCUCUUGAGGAAGCUCGAAUGAAGGACUUAGACGAGACUCACUCGGUUGGAAUCACCCUUCUAAAUAAUGAUGACAGCGACGAAGGGAUGGAGACCCAACCUGCCUUGCCGCCUCGGCCAAAGGCAGCAACAGUCACUGGUGGUAUACUUGAGAAGCCGAACGAUUUCGAUUAUGAUGCAACCAGCAGCACGAAAUCUGUGAGCUUAAGCCUGUCUAAUCGCAUCAGUCCCGUAAGAAGGAAGCCGUCACCUUUCGAUAAUGCUCCUUUCAACGGCAUGAGCCAUACCGACAAUGACACUUUUACUGAAAGUAGCCCUUCUGAUCCUGGGCCAACAAACUCGACAAGCUCGGUACGUCGCAAGCCUGCGCCAGCCCUGCUCCCGCUUCCACGGUAUUCAUCCAUCAUCAGUGACCGCUCAGCAGUCUUGCAGGGGAUACAGUAUUCUAACACUGUGCCAAUCGAGGAUGAUGAUUUCGUGGAAGAGCAUGAAAUGAAUGACGCUGAUGACCUACCACUGUACGAGGCGCAAGUACCGCUCUAUAGUGAGCCGACUCGACCUCCUCCUUGUCCUCCACCCGAAUCUGAACCGACUCGACCUCCACCACCUCCUCCACCUGUAGCUGAGCCAUCUAUUCAACGGAAGCCCUUGCCUAAACCGGCACCAUGGGGGUAA